This is a messenger RNA of Dibothriocephalus latus, 822 nucleotides long. Lineage: Eukaryota; Metazoa; Platyhelminthes; Cestoda; Diphyllobothriidea; Diphyllobothriidae. The record is from the annotation of a GenBank genome assembly.
AUGCAGUCAUAUGGCGGUUACAGUGUACACUGUGAUGCUCCUGAUCUGAAUGAACCAGUAUUAACCGAGUCUGGAUACUGUGGCGUUGCUAUAUCUACCUCGGAUUCAUAUGUGCCACAAAACUCUGCACUGUUUAAAGUUCCGGUUGUUGGUCGAACCUCAACAGUACUGCCCAGUGAAGAGAAACCGCUAUUAGAGCUGGAACACCGAUUUGGCGUCUGUGUCCCUGCUCUACACAAUAUGGAACAAAUAAAUCCCCGGCGAUUGGACGAAUGGAUUGAAAUACAUAUGCGCCUGGGCCGUUCUUACUGCACCCCGUUCUUGGAAGGCCUGGCCAUAGACAUCGAGCUCAUUCCGCUUAUAUGGUCCGAUGAUCCGGAUAUAAUCAGCAGGAGUUCCUGGUACUACUUCCAAAUCAUCACCAUAAAUGACUGUCUCUAUCGCACCGCGGACAGGGGCACCUUGACGAAUUACUUCUGGGGCACGGCUUUGCAUUACCUCACCCGUCCAGGUUACGGUUUCAACUCGGCCCUAUUUCCUACCAAUGAAACCGAGGACUUUGAAAGACCCUUCCACCGAGACUACACCAGGCGAGUUGAAACAGAGGACAGCAUGCGCCGGAAGUGUCUAGUCCGGCCUUUGUGGAUUUUUGAAAUGGGAAUACAUCAUGUUAGUAAACCCUACGAAGAGUCUACAGGUCCGGCCCUCAAUCCCGGAUCAGAGCACUCCGAAAUGGCAGUUGUGCAUCACUAUCGGAAGGGGGACAUUGCUAUUGAUGGAAGGACAAUUGAGGACAAAUCGCUUGAAAGAUUUCUUCCGUAA